Perca flavescens (yellow perch) is the source of this 2433-nucleotide messenger RNA. RefSeq names its product tubulin tyrosine ligase-like family, member 1 (gene ttll1). The transcript has 11 exons. The record is from RefSeq and is a predicted model, not a curated record. Gene Ontology annotation, cellular component: ciliary basal body. Gene Ontology annotation, biological process: protein polyglutamylation; microtubule cytoskeleton organization. NCBI's taxonomy places the organism in Eukaryota, Metazoa, Chordata, Actinopteri, Perciformes, Percidae. The coding region runs from base 483 to 1757 and encodes 424 amino acids. Gene Ontology annotation, molecular function: tubulin binding; tubulin-glutamic acid ligase activity.
CCCAUAGCGACGUCGUUACAUGUUAAUGAGGAAUUUCUUGUUUUAGAAUUACCCUUAACAAUGUAAUUAGUUGAAUAUAUGUUUAUAUGUUAACGUAUAUUAUAUUACAUUUCAAUAACUAAGACUUUUAUUGUGAAGAGUAGUUUGACCGUGGUGGACUUUUCGUCACUGUGUGUCCAGCUUCACGACGCCGAAAUCAAUAAAUGUAGCCUUGUUAGCAAUAAAACCGCUAACAUGGAAGCAGUUAUUAUUUGAUGCUAGCUGGAGCUAUCAGUGAUGCUAACAAACUGUCGCUGAGUCUCGCUAUGAGUUUAGCUAGCUAAUGACAGUCUGGUGAGAUUGCAUCACUGACUGGGUGAUGUCCGCCCAGCCUCUGCAGCACUCCUGGGAGGAUUCAGCAGCCUGCUAACAGAGCCAGCCCGGCGGCUAGCUGAUGCUGAUGACUGGCUGUUUCCUGACAUUGAUUUGUAGUGGGAGGCACCAUGGCCGGUAAGGUGAAGUGGGUGACAGAUAUUGAGAAAUCAGUGCUCAUCAACAACUUCGAAAAGAGGGAAUGGGUUCAAGUUACAGAAAACGACGACUGGAAUUUCUACUGGAUGAGCGUCCAGACCAUCCGAAAUGUGUUCAGCGUGGACACCGGCUACCGCCUGUCAGAUGAGCAGAUGGUUAACCACUUCCCCAACCACUAUGAGCUGACCAGGAAGGACCUAAUGAUCAAGAACAUCAAACGCUACCGCAAGGAGCUGGAGAAAGAAAGCAGUCCGCUAGCAGAGAAGGACGAGAACGGGAAAUACCUUUAUUUAGAUUUUGUUCCUGUGACGUUCAUGCUCCCCGCCGAUUAUAAUCUCUUUGUGGAGGAGUAUCGCAAGAACCCAUCCAGCACUUGGAUCAUGAAGCCCUGCGGGAAGGCUCAGGGCAAAGGCAUUUUCCUCAUCAAUAAACUGUCCCAGAUCAAAAAGUGGUCCAGAGACAGCCGCACCUCCACGUUUGUAGCAGCAUCUAGUGGCAAGGAGGCCUAUGUCAUCUCCCUGUACAUUGACAAUCCUCUACUGAUAGGAGGGAAGAAGUUUGACCUGCGUCUCUACGUUCUGGUGACCACAUAUCGGCCUCUGAAAUGCUAUAUGUACAAGCUCGGCUUCUGUAGGUUCUGCACAGUCAAGUACACACCCAGCACCAGUGAACUGGAAAACAUGUUUGUUCACCUCACUAAUGUGGCCAUCCAAAAACAUGGGGAUGACUACAACCACGUCCACGGAGGCAAGUGGACGGUCAGUAACCUCCGUUUGUACCUAGAGAGCACCCGAGGGAAGGAGGUGACCAGCCGACUGUUUGACCAGAUCCACUGGAUCGUGGUGCAGUCAUUGAAGGCCGUGGCUCCUGUGAUGAACAAUGACAAGCACUGUUUUGAGUGUUACGGGUAUGACAUCAUUAUUGAUGACAAGCUCAAGCCAUGGCUUAUUGAGGUCAAUGCCUCUCCGUCACUGACCUCCAGCACAGCCAACGACCGCAUCCUGAAGUACAACCUCAUCAACGACACCCUCAAUAUCGUAACGCCCAAUGGGGAAAUCCCAGACUGCCGUUGGAAUCGCAGCCCGCCCCGUGAGGCCCUGGGCAACUAUCAAGUCCUGUACGACGAGGAGCAAACGCAGAGCGAGAAUGCCGAGCGAGACCUGCGGAGCCGCUCGAGUCAGUCCAUGGGGACGAGGGGCACCAAGGGGAGUGCAGGCACUCGCCCCGCUGCCGCCACCUGGAAGUGAGCUAUUCGCUGGAAGACUGGUCCCUGUCUCCCACAUGUCACUGACUGAGUUCACAGGGGUGAAGGGGAGGAAAAUCAACAUUGUGGUCAUAUUUGGAGAGUAUAAAGGUCGCCAGUUGUUGCUGUUUGUGUGAAGGCGUGACUACAAAUGUAGACAUUAUGUUGGUGGGGUCGAUGUCUCAACCGCAGCAACAGCAGCUCCCAGCCCAAGCUCCAUAUGAAGAUAAGGAAAACCCUCCUAAAAAAAAAUUAAUGACAGAAAGAAAAAAGUGAAUGAAGCUCAAAGAGGAAAUUCCAAAAGAAGAUCGCUCUCCUCGGAUGGCUAGGGGUGGUAAAAUGGUAACUACACAUGUUGUAUGUUAUAUAAAUAAAUGGGAUUAAAAUCCAACGUGAGCAAGGAGGAUUACAACAACCUUGAUCUAUGCAUGAUUACUGAGUCCUGACACUUUAACUUCGCCCACCACACAGGUGCUAAAAAGAAGGAGCUCUGGGAGAUGAAGUGCUUUGGAAAAAAAAAAAAAAAAGAAAGAGGGAGAACAAGAGAUCUGACUAAUACAAAGGGUAUACAGAUAUAAUAUAAUAUACUUAUAGGCAGACUUAAUGUGUAUAGAUCCCAAAACAGAAUUUAAAGGUCCCAUGGCAUGACAAUUUUACUUUAUGAGGUUUUUUAACAUUAA